AAAAAGGUUGCCAGUCUUUCGUUGACAGUUGCUGCGACAGUACUUGUGUUGUGUGAGAAAAUUACGUUGAAAAUAAUAAAUCAAAAUGCCGAAAAAACUGAAAGUAGUAGUCAAAUCACUGUAUUCCCAUGAAAUCCGUAAAGAUGUUAGCUUGGAAAAUUUAAAGUCUCUCAAGUUAGAGGAUGCUUGGCCGUUUAUCAGAGACGAAAUUGAGAUCGAAAUCGGCAGCAGUCAGUUGGUGUGUAUUCCUCAUAUUACUGAAGCGGAUUUGUAUAAAGUUACAUCCCUGUUCGUUCCGAAUGAGAAGGAGACUAACGGUAAAAUGUUCACGCCACUCGGCGAACUGGUGAAGAACAUAAAUAAGGAGAAAUCAACAUCGGAACAUGUGCAAUGGCUUGAAGAAGGUGACUUUCAAGAACGUGAUUUCAAGUUUCCCCAUGAAAGCGUAAAGAUCACAUUGCAAGAUGAAGCCAUCAAGAACAAAGUUAGAGUCAUCAUGGUGAACUUCACAAGGACCAGAGUCCCCAGGGACAAGGAUCUUGUUAACAACAUCUAUUUGGACGUUGAAAAUAACAAAGAUUUGCAAGGCAAAAAGUCUGUGUACAUGAUCACAGAUGUGCUGAUGGCGAAGACCAUUGAAUUCAGAGUGACAAGAGGGACGUCAUCUAGGAUAUUCCACCUUGGAACCGCGUCACCUCUCGUUUUUGGACUGGAAGAGUUCCUCAUUGGAGAUGAUGGAAAAUUAAUCGCUAAGAUGUCUGUACCAAUUCACUAUAGCCUGGAUAAUGUUAAUCGAACCUGUGACGAUCCAGUCUAAGUCUCUUCACUGGAAGAAAAUCAGCCCUUCAGACCAUCUGUUCAUCCCACCACAAGACACAGCCUGCAAAGUGUAAACCGACUGCUAUUCGUAGCACGCGGCUAGGACCCACAAAAUGUUAGACCGUCUUGUUGUAUGGUAGGCAGUAACACCUUAUAGCAAAAUCACCAGCUUUCAAAUGCUAUAGCAAAUAUAUUUAUAAACACCACAGACUGACAAACAUAUGGUCAGUCUGCACUUGAUAGAAGCCUGUCAAGUAUUUUUAUACAAGUGCUGUGAGUCACUUAAAUUGCAUCUAAGUAUUAGAACAAAAGCAAUUUUUUCCUUUUUCUUUAGGCAAAUCGAACUGAAAUCAGAGACUGGUAUGCUGAGGUAAAUAGACGUUAAGCUAUUUUUUAUCUGUGUUACACACGCAUCAACUGUCAAACGUGGCAGUGACAGAUAGUUUGACGUUUAUUUAUGUCAACGGUCCGUAUUUAAAUGUUCUUGUAUUAAUAAUUAUUACUUAAAGUGUUUAAUUCGUGUACUUAGGAAUACAUGCGACGGUAAACGACGUGUGUAUUUAAUUGAGAAUCAAUGUUUUAUGUUUUAGGAUAAGAUUAUUUGAUCUGUCACUAAUAAUUCAAACAAUGCAAGAGAGUAGAGACAUUAAAUCAUGAAGUUUCUUUUUUUAUAGUGACGAAUGUGUAGCCUAUGACAGAUUAAUAAGAACAAAAAAUGUUAGGUUAGUACUAGAUUUUGUUUAGAUAAACACUUAAUAGAAUAAUAAUUUCACAGUCGUUUUAAAACUUUAGAUCACAAAACUAUGUGGCUUAGCCAUGACUUAGGGUAAUUUAGUUUAGUAAAAACAAAUUAUUUGCCUGUUAGAUUAUAUUGGCUAUAAAAUCAUAUUGGUCGUAAAUUCAUUAACAAAUGGGUGUCUUCUAGUAUUGAUAUUAGUAUUUAUGCAUUCCAAAAUAUUUCUGUAUUCAUACUUCCUACCAUUUAAAUUUUGUGUGAAUUAAUUUAUUGUGAAAGGGACUUACUCAGACAGAUCGGCGACACUAACAUCAUACAUAGAAAAAAACAUGUAUAAAAUGAAUUCUGAGAAAUAAUUAGUGUAAAAUAAUAUUAUAAAAUAUAUUUAGUACAUAUUAGUAAACAGUUCAGCCUAUAAUUUAAAGCUGGCAACAAAAAAAAUGUUGGGAUUUAAAUUUCUAACUGUGAAUAGCUUAGAAUAUUUUAUUAAUGUUAGCUAACUUUUUUAGAUUUUAGCUAACUUUAGCAUGUCUUAUACCUACUAUGAUUAUUUUGACUGGUUAUUUACCAAUUGACUGGUUAUUUACCAAUAUUUUUUAAUUCUUUAUGAACCAGAACUACAUUAAUUUUAUUAUGUUGCCUCUCUCUCUGUCUGUGUAAACCUUGCAGUGCACCAUAAUGUCUGUGAUUUUGUUUUUGUUUUCAACCAGUAUUGUGUUAAGUAUUUUUAAUACUAUUUAUGACCAUUUUUUAUACUUAAAUUAAGUAUGUGAUUUAUUUGUGAUUUUUUCAGUUUUGUCAUGUUCAUUGUGUAUUUUUUGUGUAAUUAUUUUUAUCACAACAAUUUAAAUAAAUCGUGUCUUAAAAUA
Messenger RNA from Spodoptera frugiperda (fall armyworm), 2424 nucleotides. RefSeq lists its product as uncharacterized. The transcript is spliced from 5 exons. Lineage: Eukaryota; Metazoa; Arthropoda; Insecta; Lepidoptera; Noctuidae. The record is from RefSeq and is a predicted model, not a curated record. Bases 86 to 817 code for a protein of 243 amino acids.